Molecule: messenger RNA, 573 nt
Organism: Anastrepha obliqua
Lineage: Eukaryota; Metazoa; Arthropoda; Insecta; Diptera; Tephritidae
Product: boophilin-G2-like
Exons: 4
Coding region: 1-573 (190 amino acids)
Molecular function (GO): serine-type endopeptidase inhibitor activity
Source: RefSeq, a predicted model, not a curated record
AUGAAGUUCCUCGCUUGCUUUUUGAUCUUAGCAGCUUGCGUUUUUUUUGAGCAAACUGCAGCUCAGUGCCGGAGUCAACCAGCACGCACCGCAUGUAGUGGGGGCCGUGAUAGCGGAGUUGGUGGCAGACAAUGUGUACCUGGCAAAAGAUGGGCGUUCAGUACGGCGGCUAGAUUAUGUUUUAGUUUUGACUAUCUGGGUUGUGGUGGUAAUGAUAACCGUUACUGCUCAUUUUCAGACUGCCAGUCCGCUUGUGGACGGCGUGUCGCGCUUCUCAACGCAAAGUUGCCAAAAACGAUGGCUUACGCUAUGAAAUCGGUAAUAUUUUUCUGCUUCUUCCUGAUUGUGUUCAGCCUUAACGCUUACGCCCAGCAGUGUGGACCGCUCAAUUCUCCGACAUGCGGUGGAUCAGCUGACCCGGGCUACGGUGGUGGCGGCUGUAAUGAGGGCGUCAGAUGGUAUUACAAUGGCGGAUCAAGACGUUGUGAAUCAUUCUACUAUUGGGGUUGUGCUGGCAAUUCGAAUCGUUAUUGUACCCAAUUUGCGUGCCAGCAACGUUGUGAAAUAUUUUGA